Messenger RNA from Silurus meridionalis, 1278 nucleotides. RefSeq names its product mediator of RNA polymerase II transcription subunit 15-like. NCBI's taxonomy places the organism in Eukaryota, Metazoa, Chordata, Actinopteri, Siluriformes, Siluridae. The coding region runs from base 403 to 1278 and encodes 291 amino acids. The record is from RefSeq and is a predicted model, not a curated record. The transcript has 6 exons.
AAGUUUCAGCUGUAGAACAGAGUCCAGUUUCAGUUCAAGUUCCAGCUGUAGAACAGAGUCCAGCUCCAGUUCAAGUUCCAGCUGUAGAACAGAGUCCAGCUCCAUCUCAAGUUCCAGAUGUGCAGGAUGUAUCCAUGGCUGCAGCACCUCAGAAGCGCUUAACCAUUUACAUGUUGGAGUCUGCAGAUUUUGAAAUGCAGAUCCAGAUGGCACAUGAUCACCUGUUGCCUCUGGUAGAGAAAAUCCACCCAGCUAAAGCGAAUACAAUUUCAUGGAUGCUGAUUGGGAGUGAAAACAACUUUGAAAUCAUUAACAUGAUUUCAGAUCCUGAUCUUCUGCGAGCCAAAGUGGAUGAAAUGAACAUAAUCCUAAAAAAAAAAGGAGAAGCAGGAGUCAAGUCGAAUGACAAAGCGAAAAUUCAGGCCUUGCCCUGCUUGCCAGGUCAAGAACCAGGCUAUCAGAAAGUGCUGCAGCGCCUGCUAUACAAACCUCCGCAAGACUAAAAAGAUGGAGGGCCUCAAAGACCGCCUGGAUAAUGCGUGGGGGCAGGGGGUCUGGAAAAACCGGAAUGCGUCACGAGUGGUUUCUUCUGCUCAAGUUGCAGUGCAGAAACUUGCUGCCUUGGGCUAUAUGCCCAUUUUAAUUAUGGGCAGAAAAAAAAAGAAUUCGUUGAUCGCCGAUAUAAAUUCUGGAAUACCACUCAAUAAGGACACACGACCUUUUGUUGACGCCACAAAGAAGGCUUAUGAGUAUUUACUUAAAAAGCAAGGACCCCAGAUGUCUCCAUUACAUCCCCAGCCUGACCAGCAUAUCCAAACCCCAACCCAGCCUGACCAGCAGAUUCAACACCAUUUUGACCAGCAGAUCCAGCACCAUUCUGACCAGCAGAUUCAACACCAUUUUGACCAGCAGAUCCAGCACCAUUCUGACCAGCAGAUUCAGACCCAUCCUGACCAGCAGAUCCAAACCCCAACCCAGCCUGAGCAGCAGAUUCAGCACCAUUCUGACCAGCAGAUUCAGACCCAUCCUGACCAGCAGAUCCAAACCCCAACCCAGCCUGACCAGCAGAUUCAGCACCAUUCUGACCAGCAGAUCCAGACCCAGACUGAAGCUCAACAGAUUGAUGAUGAUGUCAUACUCAACCUCUAUUUUUUGCCCUCUCCAUCCCAAGUCCAGACUCACUCUGAAGCUCAACAGCUCCAGGUCCAGCCACAGCCCCAGCAAAUUCAGCCGCAAACUGCCAAACCAAACCCUCAAAAAAAAAAAAAGGUAAAGUAA